This is a messenger RNA of Adineta steineri, 399 nucleotides long. NCBI's taxonomy places the organism in Eukaryota, Metazoa, Rotifera, Eurotatoria, Adinetida, Adinetidae. The record is from the annotation of a GenBank genome assembly.
AUGACGAAGAACGACUAUGCUGAAAAUAAUGAUAAUCGAUAUUCAAAUGAUCGUUCAUAUGAUUCACUUCUCCAGCAAUAUGAAUUCCAUAAACCGAGUAAUGAUAAAUUUAUCGGUGAUAUUUAUUUAUAUAUUGGUGUAGUUAUUGCUAUUCUACUUAUAUUUUAUGGUAUUAUAUUGAUGAUUAAGAAGUGUUUAUAUCUAUGUCAGAAAAAAGAACAAAAUAUACAACCAUCUGCAUCUUUAACAAGAGGAUCAAAAAUUCGUAGAAAUUCAAGCGUACGUAAUUCAUUAUCUCCAAAUCGUCGAUCAAGUCUAGAUAUUCGUUUUCAAAUGGAAUGUCGAGGACGACGUCUAUCACAAGCACAUCUAAUUUCAGUUAUUACACGUCAAAUUUGA